AUGGUAAUAAAAAACCAUAUUCGACGAACAGCGUAUGUCGAUAAUGUAUGCUGCGAAUGCGGCAGUCCUUAUUCCAGCCCCAGUUAUCUUAUUAAGCAUAUGAUGGAAGUGCACCAAAUCCAAUUACACCCUCGAAUGCAAAGCAGAUCCCGUCCAACUUCUACGCAAUACGAAUUUGUGAAGAGCAAAUCCGAUCCUCAUCAAUGUUUAUUCUAUGGAUGUCCUUCUUGUUGGUUUUAUUGCCCUCAAGAUUUGCAAAGACUUGCUAAACAUAUACGGGAUACGCAUCUUGUGGACCUAGAAGACGGAUAUGAGACACCGGAAUAUGAAGAGGAAAAAAAUGUAGUCUAUGAGCAUCGAAACCCUGUUGCAGAAAAGGAAAUAUUUGAAAAGAUUAUUGAUAUUACAAACAAUUUUAAAAAGUUGUUUAGUACAAAAUAG
Molecule: messenger RNA, 441 nt
Organism: Mucor mucedo
Lineage: Eukaryota; Fungi; Mucoromycota; Mucoromycetes; Mucorales; Mucoraceae
Exons: 1
Coding region: 1-441 (146 amino acids)
Source: RefSeq, a predicted model, not a curated record